Aspergillus tubingensis is the source of this 369-nucleotide messenger RNA. RefSeq lists its product as uncharacterized. The record is from RefSeq and is a predicted model, not a curated record. Bases 1 to 369 code for a protein of 122 amino acids. Lineage: Eukaryota; Fungi; Ascomycota; Eurotiomycetes; Eurotiales; Aspergillaceae. The transcript has 4 exons.
AUGCGCUUUGGAUUUAUCAGUGCAAUCAGCACCCUUGUUAUACUUCCUCUCGGCCAAUGUCGGCCGUUUGAUUCUAGCUGCAGUCAACUACAGACACUUGACACCCAUCUUGAGAGCCUUAUACAUUUCAUGAAUCAGGAUCACACUGAUGACCAAAGCGUAUAUCCCAAUGAAUGGAUAACAAAAUUGCAUAACGCCCGCCCCCUGAUCGAAUCCUUGAGGGAUUUGGCACGCCUAAGCAAAGAUCAGCAGUGCCACGGCAUCGAGCAAGAAGACAUGACAAUUAGCCGUCGUCAGGCAACAACCUCUCCAGAUCUACUUGCUACUAUUCUAGAAAACGAGUCGGGCAUACUUGGCAAAAGUGACUGA